This is a messenger RNA of Aedes albopictus (Asian tiger mosquito), 1931 nucleotides long. Its product is annotated as UDP-glucosyltransferase 2. The record is from RefSeq and is a predicted model, not a curated record. The transcript is spliced from 3 exons. Gene Ontology annotation, molecular function: UDP-glycosyltransferase activity. NCBI's taxonomy places the organism in Eukaryota, Metazoa, Arthropoda, Insecta, Diptera, Culicidae. The coding region runs from base 264 to 1823 and encodes 519 amino acids.
UCCAACCUUAUAAGGAACACUUCGAUAAUGAUCAGCCAUAUAUGGAAUAAUAUACAUACCUGCUUCACAUCGCGCAAAGUGUGCGCACAUAGACGAUAAGAACAACAAUUGCUUGCUUGUUAGGCCCAUUUAUCAGGCCCAGGAACGCGUCCAUUCAAGAAGACUCAAAAUUUCGAAAACGGCGAUCAGUCAGUGGUAGCAUCGCAGCCGCGUCGACCUGCCGUACGGUCGACUUCGCACCUCUAGUAGUAGUAUAGAACAUCAUGUCACGUUGUAUAAUUUUAUUGCUCACAGUGAUUUGCGGCUUCACCCGGGCUGCGAAUAUUCUGUACAUAGACGGAGUGGCAUCUCCUAGUCAUUUUAUUUGGCACAAAGCUUUAAUAAAUGGACUAGCUGCUAAAGGGCACAAUGUGACAGCGUUGAGCGUGGAUAUUGAAGAAAGUCCACCGUCGAAUGUGUCGUAUAUUAAAGUGGAAGGCGUCUAUGAAAGUUUAUUUGAAGAAGAUGGAUUGGAAAGUGAUUUCUUUGAAAUUGGUCAAAUGAAUGCAUUUUCCGUGCUGGCCAUGUUCAACGAAUACAUGAUAGUAGGAUGCCAAACGACGCUUAAAUCUAAAGGCCUGCAACAAUUGUUGGAAUAUCCGAAGGAGUUCAAAUUCGAUCUGAUCAUUAGUGACUACCUGAAUGGACCAUGUCUGUCUGCCGUUGCGCAACAUAGAUUUGGAAGACCUCCAUUUAUUGCAGCAACUGCGUUCCAUGGAUUGACGACUACUACGACAAUGUCCGGUGCAUAUUCGUACUCAGGAUCUGUUCCUAAUCAUGAAUUCAAUACUCCCCAGAAUAUGGGCUACUAUCAACGAUUCAUGAACUUUUUAUAUAAUCAUUGGGAAGAACUUUUGAGAGUAUACGACAUGUACCCAAAAGUAGACAAAAUAGUGCGUAAAGUAUCUCCAGACAUCCCGUUCGUUGGAGAUCUUGAUAAAGAUACCCGCAUUAUUCUGUUGAACUCCAACCCAGUAAUACAGUACUCGGAAGCAACGAUGCCAAAUGUAAUCUCCGUAGGCGGAAUGCAGAUUGUUGAACCGAAAGAUCUACCCGAUGAUCUCAAGAAGAUUGUAGAGAAUGCCAAGAAGGGUGCGAUCCUAUUCUCUCUUGGUACCAACGUUCGUAGCGACAUGCUGGGUGACGAAAGAAUUAUCGAAAUUCUGAACGCUAUGAGUCAAUUCCCAGAAUACCAAUUUCUCUGGAAGUUUGAAUCCGAUGCCAUGCCAAUUGAAGUGCCCAAGAACGUGUACAUAAGGAAAUGGAUGCCUCAGAAUGAUUUGCUUGCCCACCCUAAUCUCAAACUUUUCAUCACUCAUAGCGGCCUUCUCAGUACCCAGGAAGCGGUUUACAACGGGGUGCCGAUCAUCGGCUUCCCGGUAUUUGCCGACCAACACCAGAAUAUCAAUUACUGCAUUGAACAAGGUGUUGGCAAGCGGCUGUCCAUCAAAGACGUGAAGAGCAGUGAGCUUGUCAAGGCCAUUAGGGAGCUGAUGACAGAUGAAAGCUAUCGCGAAAACAUGUCUCGCCUUUCGAAGCUCUUCCGGGAUGAGAAGGAGUCACCCUUGGAGCGUGCCAUUUGGUGGAUCGAAUGGGUUCUUCGGAAUCCAACCGCGCACAUUUUGCAAUCCAAUGCAAUCCGGUUAGAUUGGGCAGUGAAAUAUUCCUUCGACGUUAUAAUUCCAUUGCUGCUGGCAGGUCUGUUGGUGUUAUCGAUCCCCAUCAAGGUGCUGAAAUACGUGCUGUGCCGAAAAAAUCCACACGGGAAAACGAAACGUGAAUAAACGGCGAUGAGAUAUUCAAAUGUUCCUAAUAGGACUAGUGGUUGCAUUUUCUUGUUUGAUAAAAUUGUGACAAAGUCAGAAAAAUAAAGUACACAGAUCAAAAAAAGA